AUGGUCAUCAGGAUCCGACUCUCCCGGACAGGGCCACGCAACCACCCCCUCUUCAGCCUGGUCGCCAUCCAAGCACCCAAGCGACGGGACGCCAAAGCACUCGAGCAGCUCGGCGUCUACAGUCCCCAGCCGAUCCUCAGAGUCAAGCCGCCCUCGCUCAUCGAGCUCGUCCACAGCCUCGAGCUCGCCCGGGCCACCCAGGACCCUGCAGCCCUCCAGCGGAUCAAGAACGGAAUCGCAAGCGGCGGGGAGAUCCUCUCGCGCAAAGAAAUCAGAUGGGAUGUCAACCGGAUCAGGUAUUGGCUCGGCGUCGGCGCCCAGCCGACCGAAAGCGCCCUCAGACUGCUCCAGGCCGGCGGCAUCAUCAACCAUCCCAAAGACUUGAAACUAUUGCGAACCAAAACCACUGCACGCGGCACUAAACCACGCAUACCUUUGCGCGUCGCGAUCGCCUCCACCCGUCGAGGACCUCGUGGUAUCCUGUCAAGAUUCCGGAGAAGAGGCUUGUUGCCUCUGGGCACCAAGGUCCUAGAUAACGGUAAACUGCGGAUACCGCCCUCAGUAACCAAAACCGGCCGAGCGAUCAUGCUGGACCCCCAGGGAUGGACGGAGAAACUUGAGCGGGGGGCCGAAGUCGUCCAGAAAACUCCCCAUCGGAUCCUGCCUGCCAGGUGGACUGCCCCCACCCCCACCCCCAUCCAGACUACCCCUCCCAAAGCUAAGUCAGAUCCGGCAUGGUGGAAGGUCAACCGGAGGAGGAGGGCGGCCGCACUCGCUCUCACCGACCAACUCCCUAAGCCGCUACCCCCUCGUAAACCUCUACCAACCUCAUCCUCUUCCUCCGAAUAG
Messenger RNA from Puccinia triticina, 849 nucleotides. RefSeq lists its product as uncharacterized. NCBI's taxonomy places the organism in Eukaryota, Fungi, Basidiomycota, Pucciniomycetes, Pucciniales, Pucciniaceae. The record is from RefSeq and is a predicted model, not a curated record. Gene Ontology annotation, molecular function: structural constituent of ribosome. The transcript is spliced from 4 exons. Gene Ontology annotation, biological process: mitochondrial translation. The coding region runs from base 1 to 849 and encodes 282 amino acids. Gene Ontology annotation, cellular component: mitochondrial small ribosomal subunit; ribosome.